AUGGGGGUUUGUGGUGUGUUCAGACGUCGCUGGCAGCGUCUUGCCAUUGCCUCGAUCGUCUUUUGUAUGGUUACAUUCUCAAUCGUGUCCCACCGAGGGGAGCAGUUCUUUACACCAAAACAAUACUCCGAAGCACAAUCCGAGUUUUCUAGCGAUACUCCUUUAAUAUGGAAGCAUAUAAACAGUUCGACCGUCCGGGGUGGAGCAUUCUAUAUCCCACCCGAAUGGCUCUCGGCGUCAUCCCCCAGACCGACCACUAUGAUAGAAGCAGCGCGCCUUGUUUCCCAAUUGACCAACAUUAGCAACACUACCCACCUAAUAGAAAACACCGAGAUACCCCUGGUUGCACACCAGACGUGGAAAAACACCCAUGUCGACACAUGGCCGGACCUGAUCCGCGACAGUGUCGAGCGAUGGAUGGAGACUGUGAUGGAAACGCCUAUGGCGUACUUUUUAUGGAAUGAUGAGGGCAUUAUAGAGUUUUUGGAAGAAUACGAACCUGAUUUCAUCGACCAUUUCAGUGCGCUGCCGCGAAUGGUUGAGAAAUCGGAUAUUUUCCGAAUUAUGGUCUGCAAGUACAUUGGCGGUGUUUAUGGAGACGUCGAUACUCGUCCACUACGGUCGCCGGCGACCUGGAUUGAACAGACCGACUUGGCACCAUGGCGCGACAAUGAGACGGGCAUAGUAUACAACUCUACCAAACCGGUCAGGGCGAUUUUCGGUAUCGAAGCCGACUGUCCUCCGGAUACCGAUACCUACUGGCGCAUGGGCUACACCAAUCCCGUUCAGCUGACGCAAUGGGCGCUAGCGUCAGCCCCUGGCCAUCCAGCCUUGACAUGGUUCAUUCAGAAAAUAUACGGCAUAUUAGACGAAGUUGCCAGCCACCACGAUGGUAACCUGACGAGCCCGGAAGCAUACGAAGAGCUAGAUUAUCUGGAGCCGUUGCUUUUCACGGGCCCUGAUGCUAUUACAGUCUCGAUGCGCAGUUGGCUCGAAGACCGCAUUGGACUGCGAUGGAAUGCGCUGACCGGUCUCCACGACAAUGGCAAGAGCAAGUUGGCGGACGAUAUUAUGAUUCUGCCUAUUACUGGAUUUAGCCCUGGACGCGGUAUAUACGGCAACAUGGGCUCAAAACCAGUUACCCAUCACGACGCACGCCUCCAACAUCUUGCGCAGGGCUCAUGGAAAGGGUUCGACCUGCGCCUCGAAUUCGGCAAAAUAUGCCGAACCUUCUUCGGCAUGUGUCGAGACUGGCCCAAGUCAUAA
Messenger RNA from Talaromyces marneffei, 1266 nucleotides. RefSeq lists its product as uncharacterized. The transcript has 4 exons. NCBI's taxonomy places the organism in Eukaryota, Fungi, Ascomycota, Eurotiomycetes, Eurotiales, Trichocomaceae. The record is from RefSeq and is a predicted model, not a curated record. Gene Ontology annotation, molecular function: alpha-1,6-mannosyltransferase activity. The coding region runs from base 1 to 1266 and encodes 421 amino acids. Gene Ontology annotation, biological process: protein N-linked glycosylation. Gene Ontology annotation, cellular component: mannan polymerase complex.